GUGACACAGAACACACAAUCAUUGUCAAUGCCAUUCCCGCUUGAGAAUCAACGGUCAUCUAAUGUCAAAAUUUGUUUUUCAAAUAUCCAACCGUAACGGUAAUUUCGGUAUUCUUUUUAUAAAAACUAUAAUACACACAAUACCAAAAAAGUCGUAGCAAAGUUAUAAUGUUGUAAAAUAGUUUACAAAUAUUAAGCACAAUGGAUUUCAAAUAUAUCAACGACAGGAACAUAACACCAAAAAAUACAGGCAUAUUUUCUAGCACCCUAACUAACGCAGGAGAGAAUAGCCCUAUAAGCCUUUUACCAACCAAUUCGACACCUCCUACGAGGAAUUCCACGAUUUUCAACCCUUUUGAACAACAGCUAAUACACAGACUACAUUUACCAGUAUUCAGCCCUUCAGUAUUUGCAAAGGUAUCAACUCCAAAUAAAUCUCAAGACAAGUUCAAAUGGACCAUUGAAGAUAUAUCUAGUCUCAAGCCAGCUGAUAUUGACGACACAGUUAGCCAGCAUGUGUUGGAAGAAGACCCCCAGGUGGAGUCUUUGAUCCAGCAAAGGAUAGAAGCAUUCUUCAGUAGCGAACAUGUGAUAGUCCCUAGUCCAGAUAACGGAUCUAUAAAUCCAGAAAGACUGCUUGAAUCCAUGGAUUCCGACACAACGCCAAAAAGAUUUAUUCCACAUAAUAGAAAAAUUUACUCACCAUCGUCGGCAAAAAGUGGUAAUGCAACAUACGACACUGAAGAUCAAGACAUGAUGAGUACUUCCGAUCUACACCAACGCCUUUUUGAUUUUGAAGACCAAAAUUCAUCGCCGGCCAUCUCAACAGGCAUGUCGCCGAUACAGUUCUCCCCGUUGAGCGAUCGUCUGGUAGAAGAAUUGGUUGUUGGUUCGCGUUUCGAAUGCCCUAUCUCACCCAUCGCAAAAAAACCCUCGUCGAUCAUAUCUAGUCCUUUAAUCCGACGGGGCAGCAGGUCGGCUUGCAGAUUGGACUUUACCCAGGUCAGCAUGGAGUGUUGCGAGGAAAUUGAAGAAGCGGCGGUAGUUCCGGAUGUUGAUGACGUUAAGCUUGAUGAAGAAAUAUACGAUUCAGAGCCGGAUUUCAACAGCCUCGAGAACUGACUGACUAUCGGGAUUUGAGGUUGGCUAAUAAUCAUAUAUCAACAUCAAUAAGUAUAGGCGGUUGUACACUUGAUUGGAAACAAAUACGCAAACGAAAAUAGUCGUUUCGCAUGUUGCUGUAUUAUUUACGAAGAUAGGCGGCCAAAUGAAAUGUCGAGCAAUAAAUUUGUCUAAAAAAAUAUUUUUUUCUCAGACAGGGGAAAACGCCAUAUUCGGCCCAUAUAUUAAUGUGCUUUGACGUCAUACCAUUUGUAAACAGCAUCUGACAGCAGCAUAACCUUUCAAACAUAUAAACAUCACUUCUAUCAGUGUACAUGUAAUAUAGUAAUUAUGGUUAUUGUGUCAUCCGAGACUGUGAAAAUACAUCGAUAAAGAUCCCAGGAAAGCUGUGUCUUAGAGUAACUAGAGAAAUAAAUAUACGCAACACUGUGAUUGCUUGCCUUAUGUUCGAGUUAUAUUUUAGAUUUUGCUCUGCAGAUUCUGUCGUCUCGUUUGAGUUGGACGUUACUUACGGAACAAUAGAAAUCUAGAAAUACCCCAGCCUUUCUGAAGAAAAGAAAGGCCAUAAAGGCGUUCUACAAUUGUAGGAACGACUGAGGAUACGGCUCUUAUUUUUUCUUUUUAUGUCUAUCAUUAUAUCAGAUGCACUGUACAUAUUUUCAUAGAAGUCUUGAUGUUCCUCAGCUAAGCAGAGCAGAAAUCUGGGUUGAAGGCAAAAAAAUGACUAACGAUCAAUGUGUCAAUUUUCGGCAAAUUUGUGCUUUGUGUUUUUACGAAUCCAAUGGCUUUGGUUAUUUUUUUUCAAUUAAACGAGAAAACGAUUUCACUUUUUACGUUGAUUACGGGUUUUUAUAAAUACUUGAAGGAGACAACAUUAGUCCACGAGUGGCAUACGGAUGACGUUUUUUUGUUUACAAUUUGUAUGACGUCACAUCAUGGCCGUUUCAUACUAAAAAAAUCUUGCGCUGUUAAAAAUUGGAAUCGAUAUAUUCCGUUUUCCUAAGCCAAAUACUGUAAGAGAUAUCCAUUUAUUCUAUGAAAAUAGAUACAAGUGAGGUAGGUAGCAUUCUGAUACAGUACAAAUCCGUGCAAAGGAUAAAUUCUAUCUUGAUAUUUUGUUGACUGUUUUACCUAGUUUUAUCAUCUUCACGUUAUUCAUCAGUUCAUUUUUAAUUACAAGUUAAUACGUCAAAUGCCAUUUACGUGUAACAGUAUCAGUCAUUAUUCCAUAUUUUUCCCAUACAACGCUAUUAAAAAAUUGGGUUGAUUAAAAAAACAAUUCUUUAUAUUCAAGGAGAGAUACAUGACUUCAUUGAAUUAUGGAUCUCAAAGAUUUCUGUGAUAAAUAUGUUCGAUAAAAUUCAUACUUUAUCAUAAACGAAUUGUCAUCAAAAUACAAAAACAGGUAAUUCUACUGUUUCUGUCAUCUUUCAUAUGUUGACAAACGCACGAAUAGAAAGCAUUGACAGAUUUACUGGAUUGAGUGAUUUGAUGGAUUUGUUAUUGACAGCUUUUGCAUGAUAGCAAGCACGUCGCUGAACUCCUAUGGGAUCUGCGUAAGCAUAAUAUUUUCAUUUAUUUGUUGGAGCACGUAGGGUACAGACUGGUGUAUCUAUUAAAUUAUUUAUUCUAUUCUUUACUCUCAGUCUGGUUGAUUGUACAGCCGCCUUGUAUAUAAUAUCAAUUUCGUUCCAUUUUAAUCGAAAGUAGUUUUAGCAUUUGUUAAACCUACUACUGGGUAUUUUAGUUUUAUAUUUUCAUUUAUAAAAUUGUAGCAUUGUCACUUAUUAAUUAUCACAACUACACUGCCAUAUCGGAUAGAGAAUAUAGCGUAAUAUGUUACUAUUGUAUUUUAUAUUAUAUGUGC
Molecule: messenger RNA, 2988 nt
Organism: Acanthoscelides obtectus
Lineage: Eukaryota; Metazoa; Arthropoda; Insecta; Coleoptera; Chrysomelidae
Source: the annotation of a GenBank genome assembly